CGCUAUCUUGUCAUAAAUGUUGCAAGACGAGUCUCGCAUCUCCCUUUUCCUCAGCGAGCGGCACUGCCAUGCAGCGUAGCGCGGAGGAGGGCGGCGCUCCCCGGGGCUCCUGGUGCAAUUCCAGCCGGAAGGAGCUGCCGGCUGGGCGAAGGCGGCCGAGUGACUGAGCGAUGGCAAAACGUCACGUGAGCGUCCCGCGCCGGUCUGGGCUCUUGGUGGCGUCUCCUCCCUUUGCCUUCUGGCCAGUGUUGCAAGUGCGAAUAGCUGCUAUUGUGGAAGUCAUGUCCCACCAGACUGGCAUCCCAGCUAGUGAAGAAGUCAAAGAAACCUUUGCCAGAGCUAGGAAUGGCCAAUACAGGUUUUUAAAAAUAGUUAUUGAAAAUGAGCAGCUUGUUGUGGGAUGUGCUAAACAACCUGGUUCAACCUGGGAAAAGGAUUAUGAUUCCUUUAUUCUCCCUCUGCUUGAAGACAGACAACCAUGUUAUCUCCUGUACAGAUUAGAUUCUCAGAAUGCUCAAGGAUAUGAAUGGAUCUUUAUUGCAUGGUCACCAGAUCAUUCUCCUGUUCGACAAAAAAUGUUAUAUGCAGCUACUCGGGCAACUUUAAAGAAAGAAUUUGGAGGUGGACAUAUUAAAGAUGAAGUAUUUGGAACAAACAAGGAUGAUGUUUCAUUAAAUGGUUAUCAUAAAUAUUUGAUGAUUCAGUCAUCCCCUGCUCCUCUGACAACAGCUGAAGAAGAACUUCAACAAAUCAAGAUUAGUGAGGUACAAACUGAAGUCAGUGUUGAUACUAAACAUCAAACUUUGCAAGAAGUUGCACUUCCAGUAGCUCAGGAUGCCCUUCAGGCACUAAAAAAAUUGAAAAGCAAAGAGCUUAAUUAUGUACAUUUGCAAAUUGAUAUGAAGAAUGAAAUUAUUGUCCUGGCCAGUAUACUUCCAACUGAAUUAAAGGACUUGCCAAGACGAAUUCCUAAGAAUUCUGCACGAUAACAUUUCUUCCUCUACAAGCAUUCACAUGAAGGAGACUACUUAGAAUUCAUAGUUUUUAUCUACUCUAUGCCUGGUUAUAUGCGCAGUAUACAAGAAAGGAUGCUUUAUUCUAGCUGCAAGAAUCCUCUCCUAGAAAUUGCUGAAAGACAGCUAGGGAUACAAAUCAUUAGAAAGAUUGAAAUAGAUGAUGGAGAUGAACUAACUGCUGAAUUUCUCUAUGAAGAAGUCCAUCCCAAACAACAUGCACACAAACAAAGUUUUGCUAAGCCAAAAGGGGCUGUGGGAAAAAGAGGAAUCCGAAGGUUGAUCCGAGAUCCAGUUUAAACUGAAACACCUACUGACUAGACAUCUAUUGGGUAGAAAAGCAAAGCAUUAUAAUAAGAGUGGAAGAGUAUGAAUGUGUGUAAAUCUUUAUAACAAACUGCAAGCAUUCUGCAUUUUCCAAUGGUAAAUAAGUUACUUUCUAUUGCACUUAUCUGGUUAUACCACUGCAGAUCUUAAAAGGUCCAAAAACUGUGCUUGUAGCGUAUUUGUUCAAAACAAAAUACAACCUUGAGGAAUAUUCUGCCCAAGCAACAUUAAAAGUAAUAAAGAGGUGGAAAAGGAACCAGAAAAAUCAUUGAAAGUGGAGACAGGGAACAGAUAUGCAAUGUAAAUGAACAAGGAAUUAACAAGGUAGAAAUGGAAAAUAACACUCAAUGGGGUAAAGGCAUAAAGAGAGCAGAGAGGAAAAAAGGGAAAUGACAUCAAAAAAAGAAAUUAGCAAAAAUAAAGAGAAAAAUAAAGGG
This is a messenger RNA of Thamnophis sirtalis, 1777 nucleotides long. NCBI's taxonomy places the organism in Eukaryota, Metazoa, Chordata, Lepidosauria, Squamata, Natricidae. The record is from RefSeq and is a predicted model, not a curated record.